AUGCCCGCACCACCCAAACAACGCAAGAUUGCCAUUGUAGGCAGUCGAUCUGUUGGAAAAUCUUCACUUACUGUACAAUUCGUCGACGGCCACUUCGUCGAAAGUUAUUAUCCUACUAUUGAGAAUACUUUCAGCAAGGUCAUCAAGUACAAAGGGCAAGAAUUCGCCACUGAAAUCGUUGAUACAGCUGGCCAGGAUGAAUACAGUAUCUUAAAUUCAAAGCAUUUCAUUGGUAUUCAUGGCUAUGUGCUUGUCUAUUCCGUUGCUUCAAUGCAAUCCUUUGAAAUGGUGGAGGUUAUCAAGGAUAAGAUCUUGAAUCACUUGGGCACUGAAUGGGUCCCAAUCACAAUUGUUGGUAACAAGAGUGAUCUUCGACCAGAGCAGCGUCAAGUCACUGCUGAGCAAGGCAAGGCAUUGGCUGAGAAGAUCAAAUGUGCUUUCACAGAAGCAAGUGCACGGUACAACGAGAAUGUUACCAAAGGAUUUGAGCUUAUGAUUGAGCAAAUCGAGAAGGGGGAAAACCCCAAUGAGCCUUCGGGAGAUUCCAAAUGCAUUGUUAUGGGCGGUAACCCACAAAAGAUCAAGGAUUCUCAGCGCCGCAGAUAUGCUCCUGAAGAGGCUGUUGACGAAGUGAUUGCUAUGUACGAGGAUCACCGCAAAACCCAGUAUGCAGCUACACAAGUCAAUAGCAAGAUCAACGAAACUCAAAAAGCCAUCGGCGCAAAGAAGAAGGCCAAGGAGGAUGCUAGCGAAUUAUUACAGCAAAAAGCCGAUUUGGAGAAGGAAAAGAAGACUUGGCUUGAUGCGGCAGCAGAGAAAGAACUGGUUCUCAAGAAAAAGGUUGGCACGAUCGGCAACUUUGUUCACGAAUCUGUGCAUGUGGACAACGAUGAGGAUCACAACGAGUUAUUACGUACCUGGGCUCCCGAAGGCGUUGCUGUAGAAAAGAGGGACGUUCUUUCACAUCAUGAAGUUCUGACGAGAUUGGAUGGUUACGACCCAGAGCGUGGAGUAAAGGUUGUUGGACACAGAGGUUAUUUCUUGAAGAAGUGGGGUGUCUUCUUGAACCAGGCUUUGAUCAAUUAUGGCUUAGAGUUCUUGGAUAGCAAGGGCUAUACACCAUUACAAACCCCACAAUUCAUGCUGAAGGAAUACAUGGCGAAGACGGCACAGUUGGAGCAAUUUGAUGAGGAACUUUACAAGGUUGUUGACGGAGAUUCUCAAAACGAUAAAUAUCUUAUUGCUACUUCCGAACAGCCAAUUUCAGCUUUCCAUGCUGAUGAGUGGUUAACAGCUAAGGAAGUACCUAUUAGAUAUGCUGGUUUCUCUUCGUGUUAUAGACGAGAAGCUGGUUCUCACGGUAGAGAUGCAUGGGGAAUCUUUCGAGUUCAUCAAUUCGAAAAGAUUGAGCAAUUUGUCCUCACCGACCCAGAAAAGUCAUGGGAGGAAUUCGACCGUAUGAUCGGCUUUUCCGAGGAAUUCUACCAAUCUUUGGGUGUCCCCUACAGAGUCGUCGCAAUCGUCUCAGGUGCCCUUAACAACGCGGCUGCCAAGAAGUAUGAUCUUGAGGCUUGGUUCCCCUUCCAAGGAGAAUACAAGGAGCUUGUCUCCUGCUCAAAUUGCACAGACUAUCAAUCCAGAGCUCUUGAGAUCAGAUAUGGUACCAAGUUGCAAACUGAGAUCCGUAAGAAAUAUGUCCACGCACUCAACUCCACUUUAUGUGCAACUGAACGUGCGUUGUGCUGUCUGUUGGAGAACUUCCAAACCGAAGAGGGUUUCAACGUCCCAGCACCUCUCCGCAAAUACCUUCCCGGCGCCCCUGAAUUCAUUGCUUUCACCAAAGAACUACCCAAAGACACCACUUCUCAAAAGGCAAAGGGCAAAGUUGACAAAGCACCAAAACCAAAGGUCGCGCCCGUUGGUGCCACACCUACUGAGGCGGCGGAUAAGUUGAAGGAUAUGAAGGUUUAA
Molecule: messenger RNA, 1971 nt
Organism: Sclerotinia borealis F-4128
Lineage: Eukaryota; Fungi; Ascomycota; Leotiomycetes; Helotiales; Sclerotiniaceae
Source: the annotation of a GenBank genome assembly